AUGGCCGACGCCCGCCAAAGCGCGCCGCUGUGGACGAUGCCGGCGAGCUCCUUCGUCACAAUCGAGUACCCCGGCAUUGUUGGCACGUCGGAAUCAUCGCUGGAGAAGGCACUUUCGACUCUAUCGCCGUAUGUGAAACCCGGCGCGGGCAUGUCUAGCGCGCCAAGUGCAUUGGCCCAUCUAGCGCAUAUUUUGUCGCUGGGAGGAAAACUUGUAGAGUGCCGCCUCGCACCGCUGCCUGGCCAAGCAGGGGAUCAGAUGCAAAUGUUUCGACACCCACUGCUGGGCGAUGUAGUGCCUGGCAACGGCCUUGUUUUGCGGAUCCGACGGCGCGUCUUGCAGCGGCGCAUGGGCGAGUGCUUGGAAACGAGAAAAGUGUACACGGUCGAGCUUUUGGGCCCGAUCAGCACUACCAUUCGCUUCCGCCGCAUGGCGGAUUUUGCAUUCCGUCCGACGAUGCCUGCGGGCGCGUCGGAGCACCCGACUCUGGCACUGCACCGAGCACUGGCGGAUUUAGAUGUAGACGCAAUGCGCGCGUAUCGAUUCUCCACCGACGCACAAGAGUAUCAAGUGGAAGAAGACACUGCUGAUGGGAAGUGCAUGCGAAGCAACCUUGCCAUGAUUCCGCCGCCACUUUUUAGCCGCAUGGAGUUACCGUUUGCGUACGGAUACAGACAGAACCCAGCAUCGAGCUUGCAGACGGUGCCCUACGUGACGACCUCUAAACGAUCGCGCCGCACGGCAAGAAAAGGCAGCGGCGAUGCAGAUACCAGCGGCGCUGACCAGCGUAUUCUCACAAGGUACCUGAACCGCUCACGAUGGCGGAAUAUGGCGCCUAUUGCGCUCAAGUACAGCGAGCAGGCCGGCGCGCCGACCGCGCCAGAGUCGAGCCUAGCGGUCAUGCCGCUCUCGGAGCGACACGAAGCGCUUCUGACACAGCUGCGCGGGCAUUUGGACGAACGGCCUGUUUGGUCGCGACUCAGUCUGAUGAACCAAUUGACGGUAAGCGACGCGCGGUUCGUUGCACAGGCCAAGGAGCUGUUUGCGUUGGUCGCGUACACGUUUGCGGAUGGGCCAUGGCGGGAUACCCUGGUACGCUUUGGGUAUGAUCCGCGCGUUCACGUCGAGAGUCGCUUUUUGCAGCGCAUCCAUUUGCGUGGAAAAGCGCCGCGAACGCCGACUACGCGAGGUGUGUUCAAGACAGAAUACGGCGAUGUAUCGCACGCUGGGCGUGCCGCGUUGCAAAAGGGUGCAUCACCGGAUGGAAUGCGGCCAAGUACGCAUAUUUUUGACGGCAAGCACGCGACUACCGGAUGGUACGCGGAUUCUGCAUGGGAUGCUAUUCGGUCCACCAUCUCGCACCGAUUCCAUGCACUGCUCAAAGACGAGCUCAAUGCGGACAAUGAUUCCACAUGGGACCGUGCAGACGCUGAAUCGUCUGCGCACGAGUCGGAGGAUGAUGAGGAUGUACCAUAG
This is a messenger RNA of Malassezia vespertilionis, 1476 nucleotides long. It is a transcript of the gene TFC1, whose product is annotated as tau 95 subunit of transcription factor TFIIIC. Gene Ontology annotation, cellular component: transcription factor TFIIIC complex. NCBI's taxonomy places the organism in Eukaryota, Fungi, Basidiomycota, Malasseziomycetes, Malasseziales, Malasseziaceae. The record is from RefSeq and is a predicted model, not a curated record. The transcript has 2 exons. Bases 1 to 1476 code for a protein of 491 amino acids. Gene Ontology annotation, biological process: transcription initiation at RNA polymerase III promoter.